GUGCCACCUUGACAUCGGCCUCUUACUAGACUGCUCGAGCGUACAGCCGUCUGCGAGGUAUUUAUUUUGCAUUGCAAUUUGUCGCACUACUUGGACACGGAAGUGCUUGGAACGCCGGAUCGAAGGAAUAUUACGCCAUUACAUCUGCACACUUGACGGAGCCUAUGCUUUCUGGCGGGGCCCCUACGCAUACUUGUAGUAGUGGUGUUGCAGCCAAUGACGACGGGUCGUUCUCUGCUGCUCUAGUGGCUGUUUUGCACCCUUACGAACCUACUCACUCAGAUGAAAUUCGUCUGCGCCCGGGAGACAAAAUACAGCUUUUAUCUAAUGAUCACCGUCACUCCGGUGGUGAAGGCUGGUGCGUCGGUCAGGAAAUUGACAGCGGUCGUAUUGGUGUUUUUCCCGGUUCUUAUGUUCUCCCGCACCAAAAUCGCGCGACUUCACCUGUGACACAAGACCAGGAUUUUUCUAUGGACGAUCGGUUUUCCAGCACCUGUUCCCCUGUUUGUUUCAAUCAUGAUUCAAUUCUCUCUGAAGAUUCCAAUGCUCACAGUGUUUCCCUGUCACGUACUCGCUCACCGGGCCGCGAUACAAUUGGCCAGUCUAUACUGGCUCUGGAUUGCCAAGUGGUGCUGAUUAAUCCUGCCGAAAUCAAACAUGAGCAGUUGCAAUUCAUUGGCUCUGGAGCUUUCGGCACUGUUUACCGUGGAACCUGGCGUGAUGAAGUAGUCGCCUUGAAGGUGCUCAAUCUUCCAACAAAUCAAUUGAACAAGGAGGCGUCUCACUUGCGCCUUCUUUCGCAUCGCAAUAUCGUCCGAUUUCACGGCGUGUGCGAACUGGGCGUGUGCAGUUCCCCAGCACUGGUAAUGGAAUUUGCACAUGGUGGUCCAUUGAAUCACAUCCUCGCCGAUCAUCCCGCCCUGAGUCCAUCCACACUGCUCGAUUGGGCUUUACAGAUCGCCACUGGAAUGUCCUAUCUUCAUUCAGAGGUGAACUUAGUUCAUCGAGACUUGAAAUCUUCAAACAUUCUGGCACGCGAGCCUCUCUCUCGUCCCUACAUCGAGUCCGAGCUGUGUCAUUGCACUCUGGUCAUCACCGAUUUCGGCAUGGCUUGUCAAUCCUCCGAAUUGGUUUCACAACAAUCUAAACUGGGCACCGUGGCCUAUGCAGCACCAGAAGUCUGCCGUCAGACCGGAUUUUCGUUCAAAUCCGAUGUAUGGUCCUACGGUGUGGUGCUCUGGGAGUUGUUAACUUUGGAAACCCCCUUUCGCAAUGUGGAGCAACCCAGACUAUUGUAUCUCAUUGCGAUGUUCAACUACACAUUGCACAUCCCCGAGGACGUACCUGAAUUAUUCAAAACGCUGCUCAAAGAUUGUUGGUCUCCACUUCCUGCUAGUCGGCCUAGCUUCGAUAGAAUAUUGCCUCGCCUCGGUUGCUCCACCUAUUGCGACUUUCUCACAAUGGACUCAGCUGAAUUGUCUCGCAUUCAAUCCAAGUGGCGUGAGGCGAUUUCGGCACACUAUCAAGAAGAGCAUGAGGCUGAAGCAGCGACUCUAUCCUCCAAUGUAACUGAUGAGAGCCAGUGCACAUCAUCCACCGACAUGGAUGAUAAUUUGUCGGUUCAGAAGGAACUUCUGCAGCGCAGCUGGGAGUCACUGGAUCAACAGUGGCAACAGUUAGCCGCACGUGAGCUGGAGAUUGACAUGAAGGAAGAGCAUUACACUCGUUUGGUGGGCACUAUGGGGCAUCAAUUCACUCUGUUGGCUGUUCUGGCUGCCAACCAGUUGAAGGAUUUGCCCACUCCCGUAAAGCGAUUGGACAUACCGCAGCCACCGCCACCGAGAAAACGCCCUUUUGUUCGCAGUUUGUUCCGAUGGGGUGGCAUUACUGGCAACGAACUCGUUUCCAUCGACCAGUAUGGAAAAUCGGGAACGAAAAAUCGCAAAAUUUCUACUUCUCAGCACAAUACUAUCGUUGCCAACCAGUCAGCCUCCUCCACUGGUCUCAAUACGAUUACUAUCACACCUCAUGAUCGAAGUGGUGUCAGCAGAUCUCGCUUUACGUCUUCUCGUGGAGGUAUCCCAGAUAUAUCGCCUCCGGUGAACAUGAAGCACGUGGUUCAUGUGGACCAUGAUUGGGUCACAGGACAUGGUCUGACGGAUUCCUCCAUGCGGCUUUUCCCUGCCGCCCUCGUCGAACACGGUAUGAACAUCUCUGGUUGGCGUUCGACAACUACACCUCCUUGUUCACCAGAGAGAGGACCCAACCUCCCUCGGCACCGUUCUACAGGAACUCAGCCGUAUGGUUCUUCAGAAAACAACAACACGAUUUCAUCUCUUCGGGAUCACACAUUCCCCGAUUUGGCCGCCGAUCACUCUAGAUUACACGAGUUGUCUCCGGACGCGGACUGCGUGGGAUCCAGCUCUGCUUCACAUGGCUCCACAUCCUCCAAUCACUCCGGAUCACACCCACUUGUUCAACGAUUUUAUCGCGGCACUCCAGGUGUAUUACGAAAAACUGGUCAGAAUAGUGUCCACCAACAAACUGGAUCCCAUUCACCCGGAAUGCGCAGUCGCCUUGGCCCACAAAUCCUCUCCGACAUUGGAAAAGCGCCAAAAUCCCGCUCCACCCUCGCAGAUACACUGGCUGUGAACGAAGCGCGUGAGUACUGUGCUUACCACUCCGCUUGCAAUAGAGACAGUCCGUCGACCCAGCGCAGGAAGGCUGCAGGUCAUGAUUAUUCUGUUGUUUCACAACCUCUUGACGGAGUUUCUCUACUGAAAAGUAACAUCGUUACAGCGCCUCAUGUGGCUUCACCGGAGCUAGAGAGAGCUGACCGACGCCGCUCUGCUUCUGGGCCGACCGUCCAAAAACUGCAGAACCACUGUUCAGCUGAAGACCUUUGUCGACUUCACCAAGAUGGGCUGCAUGUAUCACUCAACAUCACAACAUCCCGAAACCUUAAUUCACUCAGCCGCUUCAUUUUUUCGGACACUUCUUGGCAAGGUAAUCCGAAACGCCUUCCACGUUCUGUUGGCGUUCUCCGGACUACAAAGAAGUGUCCUUCCUCUGAGCGACACUUAUCCGAUGUGAAGAAUUUCACUACACCUCCCAGCACUUGUGUCGAAGCGGCCCUAUGGAGUGCAUUUCAAUUAGUUUCUCCAUUCGCAUGCCUUCAAAUCGCACCGGUGAACCAACCGGUUUUAUUUGGGUCAGGAAUGGCUCAUCCUCCUCCUGCCUGUUUAUCUGGCAGUAACAGUCAAACACCCAGUGCUUCUACUUCCUCCUGUAUGCCAACUUUUUCUCCUGGACCUCACUCCCGCUCUUCGCAUUGCUCACCGCACCCAACUCGGCUACCUUGUUCCCCUACACAUGUAUCUUCGGAGCAAGUGCUUCGAUGUUCACGAUGUAUACCUUUGCUUGAUUCCCGGCGUCGUAUUCAGAGCGUGGAUCGAUAUAACCAGCAAGUGACCUAUUCUUGCGCCCGUUGCUCUCAUUUAGCUUUUCGUCUGGAGCUCAGUGACCAAUGCAUGCUAGCCCACCAUGCAGAAUUUGGGGAUCCACACUCACCCUUUCUCGGCAUGCUUGCCGGAAGCGGCCGCAGACCUGUCAUGUCCGGCGAAUGUGGUCAACGAACAAAAUACUCCAACGCUAUCCGAUGCAAUGCUCGUUGUCCUUGUUUACUGCAUCAGGUUCCGCGCUGUCAUUAUUAUCAUUGUUGCAGGUGUUGCACACAUACAUUAGUGCCGUUUGAAAGUCGCGGACCAGUCUGUCCCAACCCUUCCGCCAUACUGCACGAAUGUCCCCGUCAUCCCGAUUCACAACCCUCUGGUCACUCACCUUGUGCGUUGGGUCAUCAUCAUUCCAGUAUUGAUACACUCUCAGAAGGCCCUUUGCAAUACAAUUGCACUUGUUGCUCACGCUUUGGAUGCGGAACAGGUUGCACCAUCAAUUCUCAGUCCCGGCUACUCGAAAUGGAUGCACACACUGAAGCCGAAAUACAAGCUUCUGUCUUUGUUGAUCGAAAUGGAGGGUUUGCGAAUGCACCUUUCUCAAGUUCUUCUCAGCUGUGCACAGAAGCUAACCCAAAAUCACAAUUGCGUGUGUCUCCCACGCGUGAUUUCCCGUGCCCGCAUAAGGCGUGCUCACAUCCGUCACUAUCGCCGACCCCGUACAAUCCUGUUGCGCACUCACGCGAUGCUUACUGGAAGGCUACGCAAGAUGGUUACCUGAAUCGAACACCCCAUAUUCCACACUCCAGCAUUCCCGGUGAUCGAAAUCACGAUGAUUUUUAUUCAUCCGACUACCAGUUUCCUCAGACUCCGCGAAAUCUUACGGGAGGGAACGUUCUAUGUGGCGCCACGCAUCCCUUUGCUGCGCACGAGGCCAAGGAACCCCUCAUUUCUUCAGGAUCGAGCAGUGAUUCCGAUUCCAGUGCUGAGUGUCCGUCCGACGCCAGAGUCCAGAAAGAUGAAGAUAGUCUUACUCUAGUGCCCACUGACGGUUGGCACAAACGUGACUCGCAUCCUCCAGUUUCGCUUUAUAAUUUUAAUCCGGACAAACGAUCACUAGGGCAGACCUCUUCAAACGGAUUUCGUCCUUGUAAUGGUUACAAAACUCACACUCCCCGUCGUAUGUUGCACCGGAGCCCCGCCAUGCGCAGUUUGGACAGACCGAACAUUCUGGCUUUCAGCAGAAAUCGAUCUCUACCCGACUCUUCGGAAUUGAGAUUACAGUGCUCGAAGAGUCCCAAUCUGCGGUUGCCCGACGCAUGCGGCUCGCUUGGGACUGCUCCGCGAGAAAAGACUGCCAGUCCUUGUGGCCCAUUUGUAUCACUUCAUUCCACUCUGUUGUGA
This is a messenger RNA of Dicrocoelium dendriticum, 4856 nucleotides long. The record is from the annotation of a GenBank genome assembly. NCBI's taxonomy places the organism in Eukaryota, Metazoa, Platyhelminthes, Trematoda, Plagiorchiida, Dicrocoeliidae.